AGUGUGGAACUGCAGCUCUGGAUCAUGGAUGAAUCGCUCUUUAUGCUCUGGAUACGUCCUCCAUCAUUGCUGAUUUUAUAGUUUUUCAUACUCUAUCUAGCUGUUUUUUGAUUUUUUUUAAGGUAUACCGCCCCUCUCUGGCGGCAGAGAGGAACUGCGCUUUGGGUGUGCUUGGUUUGCAGUCACCAUGACAACCACAGAAAAACCAAGGGUAUCGCUAACACUAGCUAGUUAACUCCAAAACAACUUACUGAAGAGUGACGUUAUUUUUCUUGUUUUACUUGAUAGCUUGUUGAGUACCGGUCGUUCCUUUGACGAAAUGGACACGUCUGUAAUUCUGCCUGUCGAAGCAGAAGGGUUUGUUCAAAGUCUGGAAACGUUCUCUCUCAAAGAAGUGGGCUCAGAGAGGUGGUUCAGACAGCAUGAGUACAUUGAGAAACUUAACAUGCAAGCGAUACUAAAUGCUUCUGCCAUGCACGAUGAGUUCAUCAAGGAGCUCCUGGUGUCAUUUGGAAAGAUACCUGUUCUGGUCCAUGAAAUGAUCCUUGUCGAGGUGUGGAAGCACAAAGUGUUCCCCAUUUUAUGUCAGCUGCAGGACUUUAAUCCCAACAACACAUUUCAUCUCUACAUGGUGAUCCACCAUGAAGCCACGGUCAUAAACCUACUUGAAACGAUCAUGUAUCAUAAGGAUUCAUGUGAGGCAGCUGACGACUCUGUUCUUGACUUGGUUGAUUACUGCCACCGCAAACUCACCCUGCUGGCCAGCAAAGCGAUCAGGGAGGGUGCAACAACUGACCAACACAACCUGACAGGGAAAGCAGUUGGUUCCUCUAUAGAGGAGUUGCAGAUGCAGAAUGCUGCACUGGAGUUUGAAAUCUCCCUGAAGGCUCUCUCAGUGCUGCGCUACAUCACUGAUCACACCGAGAGUAUCAGUGUUAUUAAUCGCAUGCUGUGCACCCAUAACAUGCCUUGCGUGCUGGUUCAGCUGAUUGACUGCUGCCCUUGGAGUCGCUGUAAAGAAGGUGAGGUAGAAAAGUACAUAAAUGGCAGAUGGCAGGAGAUUCCUGUUGAGGACCGUUUAAAGAUGACAAAACUGGAUGGUCAGGUCUGGAUUUCCCUUUACAAUCUGCUGCUGAAGGAAGACUGCCAAAGGAAAUAUGACUUCAACAACUUCAACAAGAACCAGCUUCUAAGGAUCCGGGGUUUCUUGACAGAGGUGUUGAUUGAUCAGCUGCCAAACCUGGUGGAGCUUCAGCGUUACCUGGCUCAUCUGGCCGUUACAGACCCUGCCCCUCCAAAAAAGGAACUUAUUUUAGAACAGAUCCCAGAAAUGUGGAACCACAUUGUGAGAGAGAAUUCUGGGAGGUGGAAGGCAAUAGCAAAGUAUCAAGUCAAAGAAACUUUCAGCCCAUCUGAAAGUGACCUGAGGCUGCAGGCACAGAGGUUGGCUAAGAUGUACAAUUUGGAUGUGAUGGAGAGUUUACUCCCUGAGAAGCCAAAGUGUGGAUCCUGUGGGAAAGAGGCUACAAAGAGAUGCUCUCGAUGUCAGGGAGAAUGGUAUUGUCACAGAGAAUGUCAGGUGAAGCACUGGUCUAAACACAAGAGAGCCUGCCAGCUUAUGGCUGAGGCCACAGAGAAGAUCCAGAGGGACCUGCACACCAACAGCUAACAGAGAGAGACUAUUGAAAGGACUGGUGGCGGAUGGGAGAUAAGAAUCUUGAGUUGCAAGAUGGCAGGAGAACAGAUGUGCAUAUAUGGAUGAUGCAAAUUUGCAUUCCUAUACAUUUUAUAUCUGUCUUUUAAUGUGGGAAAAGUGUAAGCCCAGUUACAGAAUUCAGUUGUACCUUUUUUGUUUUUAGUACUGUUAUGUUUCUUUAUGAUAAACUUAUGGCAUACUGUUUUAACCAAUCAUUAAAUUCUAGUUAAAUUAAUUAAAGUCUAUUUAACGAAAGAGCUUCCCUCUCUGUCAGGAGAUUUUAUACUAUUGUAAUUGUGUUAAUUAACACAGUGCAUUUAAGGUGCAUUUAACUUUGUCACACCAGCAGCAAAUACAAUGCUUCAUCAACUUUCAA
Molecule: messenger RNA, 2072 nt
Organism: Perca fluviatilis (European perch)
Lineage: Eukaryota; Metazoa; Chordata; Actinopteri; Perciformes; Percidae
Gene: zmynd10
Product: zinc finger, MYND-type containing 10
Exons: 12
Coding region: 320-1669 (449 amino acids)
Biological process (GO): inner dynein arm assembly; motile cilium assembly; outer dynein arm assembly
Cellular component (GO): centriolar satellite; cytoplasm
Source: RefSeq, a predicted model, not a curated record